GUUGUUUUUUCUUCUUCAAUUCUUUCCAAACUCGAAACGCGAGGCCAACACGAGGCCCAGUACAACGCCUGAAUAACUUCAUUCGACCCUUCAUCGCCAUCCAUCUCCGAAGUGCAGCUGCGCAUUAAUAUAAAGCACAAACUUUCUCUCGUUGUUGUCUGAGGGCCUUUGCUUUUCUUUCCUUCCCUCCUUACUCGAACUCAACCUCAUUUUAUUGGAUCCCGAUGGCUGCUACUCCAACUAGACCUCCCUUAGCACCGCCUAUGGGUACACCCACGCCCGGACUAUCUCAGAGCUCGAACUCCCCGAAUGCCGACCAAGUGCGUCCCACUUUCCUCGACCUGGUCGAACACGCAGAGUUUAUGUAUCUCGAUCUCAAUUACUGACUCGCGUUGUCUUCUCUUGUUUUCAGAUCGUGGUACUCUACGUCGUAUGGUUCUUUCUCCAAGUUCUUACCCAUAAGUCGUCCUGAAGAAAUGCGAACGUCCAGAUUAUUGCCAUGGCUGUGGUCAUUUUUGGGUUUUGGAACGUUCCGGGAGUGCGGCACGUCAUCAAUCCUUUCAAGUUGUUCACCAUAGGAGCACACGAGAUGUUUCAUAUAAUAGCAGCCAUACUUUCGGGAGGUCGAAUAUUGCGGGUAUCGAUUGAUCCACAUAUGGGUGGGUCAACUAUCGUAGAGGGAGGUCGACCUCCCAUCAUAUUAUGCUCUGGAUAUCUUGGCUCUACGCUUCUCGGCGCUUUAUUCGUCCUCGCAGGAUGGGACACCCUUGUGGCAAAAGUGAUGAGCUUCGUGCUUGGGGUUGGGCUCAUUAUGCCACUACGUUUAGUGCGGGAUAAAUUAACAAUUGUCUUGACGAUACUGUACGAAGCCCUCUUGAUUGGGUUCUGGUUCAUCGAUCACGGGUCUGCCUUGCGGUGGUACUGCCUGUUUGUCGGCGUAAUGAACAUCCUGUUUGCAGUCUGGGAUGUAGCAGACGACCGUUUCUUCCACAAAACCAACGAUUCUGACGCGACGCAAUUCGCUAUUCUUUAUCCUUCCAUUGGGCCGCACAUAUGGGCAGCCAUAUGGAUACUGUUUGAAUUGGGAGUUCUUGCCGGAUUCUCCGUUCUGGGUAUACUGGUAUUCAAGCGAACGUCCGACGAGAUGUAUGCAGAGGCGGCCAGGUUUCUGCCGACAUGAACACUUUUUUCGAAUUUCACGCAACUCGUAUUUCAGGAGAUGUACUUUAUGUAUCAUUUAGAUCUUCCGGGUGCAGUAUAUACGAUUUCUCAUUACAAAAAGACGUCAGUAACUUUAAGUAAAUCAAGAACUAGAACACCAAGACGACUUGUACACUAAAGUACAUGUUACCGUUGUCAACUUGCAUUCGCUUUUGAUCCAGC
Molecule: messenger RNA, 1383 nt
Organism: Marasmius oreades (fairy-ring Marasmius)
Lineage: Eukaryota; Fungi; Basidiomycota; Agaricomycetes; Agaricales; Marasmiaceae
Exons: 9
Coding region: 500-1180 (226 amino acids)
Source: RefSeq, a predicted model, not a curated record